AUGCAUUGGAAAGGCUUGUGGGCUUUACUUGGUUAUCAUGGAGAUGUUGUUGAUGCUUUCAUCCCAUCUAAAAGGUGUAGAAAUGGUAAAAUGUUUGGGUUUGUGAGAUUCACUAAUGAAAAGGAUGCGCAAAGGGUGAUAUUGAGGUUAAAUGGUUUCUUUUUAUUGGGGAAGAGAAUCAGGGUGAAAAUGGCUAGAUAUAAUGGAAAAAGAAAGUUUUGGAGGAAUGCUUCAGAUCAAAAGGAUCGGGAACAGGGUGUAGAAAUAUCUCAAGAAGUAAAGAGUGAAGAAAGGGAAGUUGGUGUCAUUAGCAUGGAAGUUGGUGAGGAUAUCUUCCCAAUCAGAGUAAGGGAAAGGGGACUGUCAGAGUUGAAAGAUGACAGCUUAAACUGUAAGGCUAGGCGAAAGAAUAAUGAAGAAGAUUAA
Gossypium arboreum is the source of this 426-nucleotide messenger RNA. RefSeq lists its product as uncharacterized. The record is from RefSeq and is a predicted model, not a curated record. The transcript is spliced from 3 exons. Gene Ontology annotation, molecular function: RNA binding. Gene Ontology annotation, cellular component: nuclear speck. Gene Ontology annotation, biological process: mRNA splicing, via spliceosome. Lineage: Eukaryota; Viridiplantae; Streptophyta; Magnoliopsida; Malvales; Malvaceae. The coding region runs from base 1 to 426 and encodes 141 amino acids.